CCAACCGUUGUCGUCUUCGUAUUUCUCGGUUGAGCCACGCGCUGCGCAGCCCCCGAGCUCGGAUUCUUGCUACAAACAGGGACCCGAAAAUCCGUCAAGCCGCGUCAGCAGAUGCGCGGCCGACCGAACGAGACCAGACUAGUAGCCUGCUCCACAGACGGGCUCCAGAUCAUUGGAUGGAUCAAACAGCCUUGCACGUGAUACGAAUCAUGUGAUUUAGCUGUGAUUACAUAAUAUUCAGCCUGCUCAAUCAAUGCCAAGUAUCAAUUCUGCUUCACCGGCAACGACAAUGACGACGGCGACCGAAGCCGAUCUUCACCCACCGACAGCGAACUGGACACUGUCACUGGCACAGCACAUCUAAUAAAUUGCUACAAGCUAUCAUCUCUAUCAUCGUUAAGAAGGGGUAUUAUCUAGGACAAAAUACGAAUCAUCGGACCCGUCCCUGUUCCGCGUGCUAUAUUGCACUUCGACUUCGAUUGCCGAAUGAGCUACACCAAAAAAAUCAGCACUUGCAUCACAUAAAACGCCAAUAUGCUUCCAUUAGGCCUGCUCACAGCGGCCCAAGGCCACCCCAUGCUUGUUGAGCUCAAGAAUGGCGAAACGCUCAAUGGCCAUCUCGUCAACUGUGACACUUGGAUGAAUUUGACGCUCAAGGAGGUUGUCCAGACAAGUCCGGAAGGGGACCGGUUUUGGAGACUGCCUGAGGCAUACGUGAGAGGGAACAAUAUCAAAUAUUUAAGAGUACCUGAGGAGAUUAUAGAGCUCGCGCGGGAGUCCCAACAACACCAAAGCCAACAAGGAGGCCAUGGCCACGGCCCGCGCGGCAGGGGUGGGCAAGGUCACCGCGGCGACCAAGGAGGCCGGGGAGACAGAGGGCGUGGUCAAGCGAGAGGUGGUCGUGGUGGCGGUCGUGGUAGAGGCGGCAGAGGGCAGAGUUGACGCUGAUGGCACUAAAUGCUACUUGACUUUCCCAGUGUUGUACAACACGUUCUCAAGCGAGCGAAUCUGAUCGUUCAUGGAGCCGGAACUCAAACAGGCAUCCUCAUUGUUAGAGCCAGCCGAUUAUUAUCUGAAGCUACCUGGCUUUUUCUCGUGCCAACCUUCUUUUUAGCUGGCUUCUGUGACCCAUGGUCAAAUCGUACAAGAAGAAGAAAAGAAAACGGGCUCUGCGCCUGCCGAUGAUGGGUUCAAAAACGUCCCGGCUGCGGUCCAUAUCUGGGAAACCGGAAAGAAAAAGUUGCUUUGCCGGACGGGGUUCAUCACAUGGUAGGAUGUCUCAAGACUCCACAGCUAUGCACGCCUAACAUCCGUGCUGGUACCUCGACCACUCCACAGAACAACAAUGAAUCGAAAAAGAAAAAACUUUCGUGGUGCUCG
Messenger RNA from Exophiala dermatitidis NIH/UT8656, 1380 nucleotides. RefSeq lists its product as uncharacterized. The transcript has 3 exons. Bases 535 to 942 code for a protein of 135 amino acids. Gene Ontology annotation, cellular component: P-body; U6 snRNP; spliceosomal tri-snRNP complex. Lineage: Eukaryota; Fungi; Ascomycota; Eurotiomycetes; Chaetothyriales; Herpotrichiellaceae. The record is from RefSeq and is a predicted model, not a curated record. Gene Ontology annotation, biological process: mRNA splicing, via spliceosome; nuclear-transcribed mRNA catabolic process; P-body assembly. Gene Ontology annotation, molecular function: U6 snRNA binding.